AUCCGCGCGUCCUGUCUGACAGCUCGGAUUUAAAUGCCUGGACUUGACUUCGCGGUAACCGUUUAUCUCUCGGAGCUUCAGUGAUUAUUGGGUUUCAUCGUCGCCGGACAUGUCGGGACAGAAACCGUCCCUGAAGAGCGGCGGCUCCGCGAGCCGGUUCCAGGUGGAUGUGGUGACAGAAUCCUCAGCUCCAUCCGCGAUCCCGGCCUCUGCUCCUGCCCAUGACGCAUCAAAGCAGCCUCCUGAAGAAUCCAAAGGUCGGUUCAAGAUGGUGGGCUUCACGGAUCCAGGUGCGCUGGGCAGCGCCAUGGACAUCGGUCUCCCACCUGAUGUUUUCCACGAGCCUGACACAGCAAAGAGCGACUCGGUUAGUCUCCAUUCCACAGGCACGGGACACACGCACAUCUCCGACUCCCAUUCCAACACCUACUACAUGAGGACGUUCGGACACAACACCAUAGACGCGGUUCCCAACAUCGAGUUCUACCGACAAACUGCUGCGCCAUUCGCUGAGAAGCUGACCAGACCGUCGCUGUCGGAGCUGCACGAUGAGCUGGAUAAAGAUCCGUUUGAGGAUGGUCUGGCCAAUGGAGAGGAACCAUCGGCAGCUGAGGAGGCGGCAGCAUUGGCGGCAAAGCAGGCAAAAGGAGGGACUGUCAAAUUUGGUUGGAUGAAGGGAGUCUUGAUCCGCUGCAUGCUGAACAUCUGGGGUGUGAUGCUUUUCAUCAGAAUGUCCUGGAUUGUUGGACAAGCUGGAAUUGGACUGACCAUAGCAAUCAUCUUAAUGGCCACUGUGGUGACUACCAUCACUGGUUUGUCCACCUCUGCUAUAGCAACCAACGGCUUUGUACGGGGAGGUGGAGCUUACUACCUGAUCUCCAGGAGUCUGGGCCCAGAGUUUGGAGGUUCCAUUGGUCUGAUCUUUGCCUUUGCCAAUGCUGUAGCUGUGGCCAUGUACGUCGUAGGCUUCGCAGAAACAGUUGUUGAGAUGCUUAAUGAUGUUGAUGCCCUGAUGACUGAUGAACUGAAUGACGUUCGAAUUGUUGGGACUCUGACUGUCAUCCUGCUGCUGGGAAUCUCUGUAGCUGGGAUGGAGUGGGAAGCCAAGGCUCAGAUUGUCCUCCUGGUAAUCCUGCUGGGAGCAAUCGCUAAUUACUUCAUAGGAAGCUUCAUGCCAACAGAAAGCAAAGAGCCCAAAGGAUUCUUUGGCUAUCACACUGCCAUUUUCAUCGAGAACCUGGGUCCAGACUUCAGAGAAGAAGAGACAUUUUUUUCUGUGUUUGCCAUCUUCUUCCCAGCAGCCACUGGGAUCUUGGCUGGAGCCAAUAUCUCUGGAGACCUCACAGAUCCUCAGUCAGCGAUCCCUAAAGGAACACUGCUGGCCAUCCUCAUUACAGGACUCACCUAUGUGGCUGUGGCCAUCUCUGCAGGAUCUUGCAUUGUGAGAGAUGCAACUGGUGACCACAACGACACUGUGAGUGACACAGUAAACUGCACUGAUGCCGCCUGCACGCUGGGCUAUGACUUCUCCAUCUGUAAGGAGGGAGGCUGUCAGUUUGGCUUAAUGAAUGACUUCCAGGUGAUGGGUCUGGUGUCAGGCUUCAGUCCUCUGAUCACUGCAGGGAUAUUUUCAGCCACUCUUUCCUCCGCUCUGGCCUCACUGGUCAGCGCACCUAAAGUAUUCCAGGCUCUGUGCAAGGACAACAUCUAUCCAGGGCUGGGUGUUUUUGCAAAGGGUUAUGGGAAAAACAAUGAGCCGCUUCGUGGUUAUGUCCUGACUUUUGGAAUUGGCCUUGCCUUCAUCCUCAUUGCGGAGUUGAACAUCAUUGCUCCCAUCAUCUCUAACUUCUUCCUGGCCUCCUACGCUCUCAUCAACUUCUCUGUCUUCCAUGCCUCCCUAGCCAACUCUCCAGGGUGGCGCCCCAGCUUCAAGUAUUACAACAUGUGGGUUUCUCUUGCUGGUGCAAUUCUGUGCUGUGUUGUGAUGUUUGUCAUCAACUGGUGGGCAGCUCUGGUCACUCUGCUCAUUGUCCUCGCUCUCUACAUCUAUGUCAGCUACAAGAAACCUGAUGUAAACUGGGGUUCGUCCACUCAGGCUCUGAUGUACAACCAGGCUCUGACUCAUUCUCUGAACCUCACUGGAGUUGAGGACCAUGUGAAAAACUUCAGGCCACAGUGUUUGGUUUUGACUGGUUAUCCAAACUCUCGUCCUGCUCUGCUUCAACUGGUUCAUGCUUUCACCAAGAACGUUGGUCUCAUGGUCUGCGGUCACAUCAAGACUACAUCGCGUCGACCAAACUUUAAGGAGCUGUCCCAGGAUCACACUCGCUGUCAGCGCUGGUUCAAUAUGAAACACAUCAAGGCUUUUUAUACUCCUGUUUUCUCUGAUAACCUUAGACAUGGGACACAGUUCCUCCUUCAGGCUGUGGGUUUAGGUCGUCUGAAGCCUAACACACUGGUCAUGGGAUUUAAGAACAACUGGAGUGACGGCGACAUGAGAGACGUGGAGAUUUACAUCAACACAUUACAUGAUGCCUUUGACCUGCAGUUUGGAGUUGUGAUCCUCCGACUGCAGGAAGGACUGGACAUUUCUCACACCCAGGGACAAGAUGAGCUGCUUUCAUCAAAUGAGAAGCCACCAGCCAGCACUAAGCAGGUGGUGAUUUCCAUAAGUCUGGCUAAAGACUCAGAUUCUGACUCCUGUCCGUCAAAAACCACCAGCAACCAGAGCAGUCCACUUAUUAUGAGAGCCACAGAAACCAAGAGUCCCCUGAGCCUGACGGACCAGCGUCUGUUGGAGUCCAGCCAGCAGUUUAAAAAGAAACAGGGCAAAGGAACCAUAGAUGUCUGGUGGCUCUUUGAUGAUGGAGGUCUGACUCUGCUGAUUCCUUACCUGCUGACCAACCGGAGUAAGUGGGGUGACUGCAGGAUCCGCGUCUUCAUCGGUGGGAAGAUCAACCGCAUCGACCACGACCGCCGAGUGAUGGCUACCCUGCUCAGCAGAUUCAGGAUUGACUUCUCUGACAUCAAUGUCCUUGGUGACAUCAAUACCAAACCCAAGAAACACAAUAAGCUGAGUUUUAAGGAGCUGAUCGAGCCAUACAGGCUGAAAGAAGACGACAUGGAGCAGGAAGCUGCAGAGAGGCUGAAGGCCCAAGAGCCAUGGAGGAUAACUGACAAUGAACUGGAGCUCUACAAGGCAAAGACCAACCGUCAGAUCAGGCUGAACGAGCUUUUGAAGGAGCACUCCUGCAAUGCCAAACUGAUUGUCAUGACGAUGCCAUUGGCGAGGAAGGGCACAGUGUCGAGCGCUCUAUACAUGUGCUGGUUGGAAACUUUGUCCAGAGACGUCCCACCUCUGCUGUUCGUCAGAGGAAACCACCAGAGUGUACUCACCUUUUACUCCUAACACUCACACACAUACAAAUACAUGUGUAUCUGUUUCUGUCAUGAUGAAAGUUGUGUUUGACAGACGUGAAACGUGAGACUGCUGCUUCUUUAACGUGAUGUAAAUGAAUGUUUCCUUAAUUAAUAAUAAAUCACUACUAAGAUUGUUUUCUCUUUUACGUUAACAGCCUGUAAAUCAUGUGGCCUUGUGAGUUUCACCUGAAUAUGAAUAACUACAGUUAAAUAUUAACUUUACUGUUAAUUAUGUGUCUGAAGUGUGACUUCAAAGUUGUUGGGUAUUUUCUUGUGUUUAGAAUGUGAACUACUGAUGCCAUUAUUUUGUACAUCAUUUUAUUAAAAUAUUAAUAAAGGUUCUGUGGAGUCUGUGUGUAAA
Molecule: messenger RNA, 3781 nt
Organism: Solea solea (common sole)
Lineage: Eukaryota; Metazoa; Chordata; Actinopteri; Pleuronectiformes; Soleidae
Product: solute carrier family 12 member 2-like
Exons: 26
Coding region: 110-3409 (1099 amino acids)
Biological process (GO): cell volume homeostasis; potassium ion homeostasis; chloride ion homeostasis
Cellular component (GO): membrane
Molecular function (GO): sodium:potassium:chloride symporter activity; ammonium channel activity
Source: RefSeq, a predicted model, not a curated record